AGUUAGCAGUUGUUGUGACUGUGGAAAUGUCUGGACGUGGAAAAGGCGGCGCUGGCAAAGCUCGGUCCAAGGCCAAAUCUCGCUCGUCCCGGGCUGGACUACAGUUCCCUGUCGGCCGGGUUCACAGACUCCUAAGAAAGGGCAACUAUGCUGAGCGGGUGGGUGCCGGAGCCCCGGUCUAUCUGGCUGCUGUGCUCGAGUAUCUGACGGCCGAAAUCCUCGAAUUGGCGGGCAACGCGGCCCGGGACAAUAAGAAGACCCGCAUCAUCCCCCGACACCUGCAGCUGGCCGUCCGUAACGACGAGGAGCUGAACAAGCUGCUGGGAGGGGUGACUAUCGCUCAGGGCGGUGUGUUACCCAACAUCCAGGCCGUACUGUUGCCCAAGAAAACCGGCGCUGCCAGUAAGUGAAGUGACGUAAGCUGAACCUGUUUACCCAAAGGCUCUUUUCAGAGCCACUCACAAUGUCCAUGAAAGGGCUGAGCAGCGGGUGAUCUCCGUCCGUUUGAUAUCCUGUAUCUGUCACAGCCUCGACAUGUUUCUUCCGGGAGGUCAACUGAUAUAAGUCUGCACAGAAACCGGUUCGCUUCAGUCCCGACUCAUUUUCUCC
Messenger RNA from Hypanus sabinus (Atlantic stingray), 609 nucleotides. Its product is annotated as late histone H2A.L3-like. Gene Ontology annotation, cellular component: nucleosome. Gene Ontology annotation, molecular function: structural constituent of chromatin; protein heterodimerization activity; DNA binding. The coding region runs from base 27 to 410 and encodes 127 amino acids. The record is from RefSeq and is a predicted model, not a curated record. The transcript has a single exon. Lineage: Eukaryota; Metazoa; Chordata; Chondrichthyes; Myliobatiformes; Dasyatidae.